AGGUGAAGGCCACAGAUUAUUCUGAUGCGUGUCCGCGUAUUCGUUUUCUUCAAGAAAAACCCAUGUUAAGAAUCCGCCUAGGUGGUCUCGCGUCAGCUGAUCUUGUCCCCUUAUCCACUAAUUUCUCUUGGAGAUCUGCAAUUUUUCUGCAUCAAAUUCCAAUUUUAUCAUUUAUUAAAUUAAAACGCAAUCUGGGGUGUUCUGAGUUCAGCUGCAAGAUUUAAGCGACCAAUUUUCCCUUUUUGCUUGGAUUUGCAAAUAUGGGGAUGAAAGCUGAUAUUUCAGAUUACAGACGUAAGCUGGACAAGACACUGGCAUCUCAGAGCUUGGCAAAUGAAGAAACAAUCAAGACAAUAGUGAAGAAUCAAUUUUUGCGCUCAUCCGUGGAUUUGCAACUUGGAGAACAUUUUAACAAUGUAGUGGAAAGAAGAAGUAAAGAAGUGUCCAGUUUUCUUGAUAUGUUGAGGAGUGCGUCGGUUGAUAGCACUGAGAGAUCAAAAUUCAGUGAGGAAUCAGACCGUGGCUGGAAAGUAAAACAGGACACGGAAGAGUUUAGGGUUAUGUACCGAGAAGGGCCAGAAGGCACUCCCUUUCACACGCUACUUGUUGAAGGCUACGUGGAUGGUCCACUAGAUGUUUGUCUGUGUAUAUCAUGGGAGUCGAGCCUCUAUAAGAAAUGGUGGCCUCAAACUGCAAUUCCAACUUUCAAAAUCGUUUCAUCCCAGUGUUUACAAAGAGUUAGAACUGGUGAACAAAUAUCGUUAGUGAGGAUGAAAGUUUCAUGGCCAUUAUCAAGCAGAGAGGUUCUAGCACAUUAUUUCGCAUUUGAAUACUUUGAAGACGGGCUAGUUGUUGUGCUUCUUAAUUCGAUCUCCGAUUCAGAGACCAUCCAGAUAAGUACACAUGGUUUCACCAGAGAUGGAAUACCUGAUGCACAGGAUGUAGUGAGAAUUGAUGUAGUGGGAGGCUUUGCAAUACAAAAAGUGACUACAGACAGGAGCUACUUCCGGACAAUUGCAAACAUGGAUAUCAAAUUGGACUUUAUUCCUCCAGCAUUCAUCAAUUUUAUCUCAAGGCAGCUCAUUGGUAGCGGUUUCAAGCUCUAUAAAAAGGAAGUUGCUUCAGUUUCGAAAGGUGACAAAGAAUUUAGGGAGACUUUAAAAGACCCACUCUACACUCGCAUACGCGAGGCUCUUUAUUCAGAGAAUGUAACUGUUGAGGCUCCUGAACAAGGACUGCAGAAAGAGACGUCCAUUAUGGCUGAAGAACAAACAGAGGCAAGAGAAGAUUAUCAUAUGAAGGAGAAUAUUCGUAGCAAUGACAUUGAUAUUGUUGAUUCAAUAUCAGAGGAUGUAGUUGUCAGAGACCAAAAUGGUCUUUGUGAAAUUGAGGAGAUUGGGGAAAUUGACGUUGGAGAAACUGACUUAGUAGAUGAGUUUAUCAAGAAACCGGGCAAUCACCUGACAAAUGAGAUUAGACCCAAAUUUUUGGUCGACAAGAAUAACAAAGUUGUUAUUAGCCCCAAGGUCGAACAGGCUCUAGAAACAUUAGAAAAGGCGAUUUCCAUUUUUCAGGAAUACAGAUCCAAUCCUGAAACGGGAUCUCGUCCAGGCAUCAGCAUUGCGAAGUCCAUCAAUAUAGAAACUGAUGGUGCAAAAGAGUCAGUGUCCUCAGAAGCUGAUCAAAUAUGUAGACAAGACUGGAAUCUCACUGGAUUGUCAAAAACAGGAUCCACAGAGAUGACUUUGCACGAGCCCAGGAACAGUUCUGGCAGUCAUGGUUCCAGGUGUAGAGGAUCCAAGGAUACUAGCCAUAAUAAGAUAGCACCAGCUUCACCAGAUGAAGAUCAUUCAAUUUUGGAGAUUAAUCACAUUGCCAUAGAUUCUUCCAAGAAUCAAAGCACCGAGGCCACAGUUUUAGAGACUGAUGACAUUGCUGAAAAGAGAACCGUCAAAAGAAAGAAGUCGAGGUAUUGCUGCUUGACUUUCAUUCCUGGAAAGUCGAUGGCUGAAUAACUUCCAUUGUUGAAGGUGGACCAUAGAUUUACACUUGCCUUUGGCUUCUUGAGCUGAAAUCCAACUUCUUGUACACUAGUAUAAUUAUAAUCAUUCUUACAAUAUUGUCAUUUGCUCUGCAGUUCGAACGUAAGAAAAAUAAAAUUGUAGAAGAAAUAUAUACAAAGCUUUGAGUGUUCUUUUCUUUC
Molecule: messenger RNA, 2203 nt
Organism: Olea europaea var. sylvestris
Lineage: Eukaryota; Viridiplantae; Streptophyta; Magnoliopsida; Lamiales; Oleaceae
Exons: 11
Coding region: 261-2015 (584 amino acids)
Source: RefSeq, a predicted model, not a curated record